GGCUCUCACAAGCAACAAAAUUAUUUUUUUAAAGAACCCGAUUAAGGACUUUAUUAUUUUUUUUAGUUAUUUUUUUUUGUCAAAGGUUACAAUUUUGCCAAAUAGAUGAAUAAAAAAUUAAACGGAUAUAUAUAGACGAUUAGCAAUAACAUCGAAUUUUCUUCAGUGGCAAAAUUUUUGAAAUAUCCCAAUAAAGGAUUAAAAUCCAACGACCCCAGAAUCCUUCUAUGAGAUGAAAAAUCAGCCAAAUUGGACUACUGAACUCACAAAUGUUUUCUUUUUAUUGUUGUUUUUUUUGAUAAAAGGUUUUUUUUUUGUAAUCCUCUUCAUUUUUCUUCACCAAUUUCAUUAUCCAAUUUUAUCUAAAAAAAAAACAAAAUGACUUUCCAUAACUACACCAGCAUUAACUUCGUCAAUGGCUACAACCCUACCACUCCUGCUGUAAGAGGAAGACCUAGAGUAAACGUACCUGCUCCUGCUCCUGCUCCUGCUGCUGCUCCUGCUCCUGCGUCUACUCCUUCAACUGAGCUUUCUACCGAGCCUUCUGUUGGUCCUUCUGUUGGUCCUUCUGUUAGUCCUUCUGUUGGUCCUUCUGUUGGUCCUGCUGUUGGUCCUUCUGUUGGUUCUUCUGUUGGUCCUUCUGUUGGUCCUUCUGUUGGUCCUUCUGUUGGUCCUUCUGUCGGUCCUUCUGCUGGUCCUUCUGCUGUACCAUCUGGAUCUGCAAACGAACCCUCUGCUGAAACCACUUCUUCUUUUGGACCUGUUCCUACUAAUGGAUCUGUUCCCACUGCCUACACACAUGUAUUGAUCGAGUUGUUCCCUGAGUACAUUGUAAAAGUUGGUGUUACUCGUACACCUCAAGCAAAGUUAAGUCUGACCAAAGCAACAGAGGAUGCUUUCAAUGCCAAUGGCGCCAUCAACGGUAGAAGAGACAUUGCAGCCAUGAAAACCAGGAGAAGCAGCCUUUGCAGUACAUAUCAAACUAGAAGAGAUGCUGCCAAUGCUACUGGAAGAGCUCCUCUUCCAUAUAAGGAAUUUCACGAUUUGAAGGAGCAGGCUUUGGAAGACCAAAACCGAAAGGAAAGAGCACGAGACCGUGAAAUUGCCGACGAGCGUAGGGCUGUCGAUGUGGCACAUAUGGACCGUGUGUAUGCCCAUACCAUUGAUAGAGAUGUCUUUGACCGGGGUAUCUUGCGUGAUACAAUGGUUUUGAGACGUCAAAAUUCUGGAUGGCAAAGAGACGCAAGCUUGGCCAUAAACCGCAUGGUGGAUUUGUUUGCUUCUUCUCUCCCUCGUCCCGCUCCUUCUCCAACGCCUGCUCCUUCGCCCACUUCCGUUCCUUCGCCCACUUCUACCCCUUCUCCCACACGCGGUCGUGGAAAUGGACGUGGAGGCAGACGUGGACGUGGCAGACGCGCUGGCACUUUUGUGUUUGUUGUCGAUCCUACCGUUCAGCAAAACACCAUUCCUGUUAACAACGGCAGCACCGAAGCUGACAGUAACGCCAACGUUGAUGAUGACGAUGAGCCCGAACGAUUAUCUUCACGGUCCUACAAUGUAUGGCCUGAUGUAGCUAUCUGUAUCCUCCUCGAAAUUAUGGCUGGUACCUACAGCUACUUGCUGAGAAGAAGCGAUACUGCUUUAAAGCAGUUUAUCUGGGUGCAGUCGGCUGCUUUGCUGAAGGAAAAGUUAGCUGAAAAUGCUACCACCGAUGUAAUCACGGCUUUUUGGACAAACUUUAGUGAGACAAGCAUGCAAAGAAAGUGGGCAGACAUGAAGCAGCGUUUUACCAGAGUAAGAAAUGCAGCAAGAGAAACCGGAGUUGGUGGAACUGUUCCAAACAUGCCGUACUACGAGGAAAUUGCUAAGAUUACUCAGGAUGAUCCAAGCAUCCAACCUGAAGUGAUUUACGAAAGCAUCAACAUGCAAGAGAGUGGUAUUCGGUCUUACAGACGAUUCAACGACGACAAUUUGAUGAAUGCUAUUGGAUCCGAUGGUCCUGAAACAACAUACUUUUGA
This is a messenger RNA of Mucor mucedo, 2019 nucleotides long. RefSeq lists its product as uncharacterized. The coding region runs from base 379 to 2019 and encodes 546 amino acids. The record is from RefSeq and is a predicted model, not a curated record. Lineage: Eukaryota; Fungi; Mucoromycota; Mucoromycetes; Mucorales; Mucoraceae. The transcript has 4 exons.